AAAAAGAAAAAUAUACUGCUAAACGAAAAAAAAAUUUUGGCCCCGAUGAACAUUAUGGACUAGCUGAACCAUUAGACGAUUAUGAAACACCUGGAGAUAUAGUUGAAAAAAAAAAUAAUUUUAUGAAAUCAUUAUCAAUUUCUAGUGAAGCUAUCGAUAAGUUAGAAAGGGACACAAUUGACCAAUCGAAUUCACAAACGUGGCAAGUUGAACGCAGAAUUCGCCUAACUGCAUCCAACUUUGGUAGAGUUUGUAAAAUGCGUUUAACUACAUCAUGUAAAGGAACUGUUUAUAAUUUGCUUUACGGAAAUGUAACAACCAAGGCGAUGGAAUAUGGAAAAAUGAUGGAAGAUAUAGCUAGAAAGAAAUUUGAAACUUUAACCAAUUUUAAAGUUUUAAAUUGUGGUUUGUUUAUCGACAAAGAUAAACCAUACUUAGCUGCUAGCCCUGAUGGUUUGGUAGGCGAUACAGCUCUACUUGAAAUUAAAUGUCCUUUAUCGACAAAAGAUACCAUUGAUAUUCAAGUUGCAGUCGACAACAAAAAGAUACCUUACAUAUGCAUUAUAGACGGUAAAAUGAAACUAAAAAAAGAUAGUUCAUACUACUACCAAGUGCAAGGGCAGUUGAAAAUAACAAAGAGGAAGGUAUGCUAUUUUGUAGUAUAUUCUGAACACUGGCUUCAUUAUGAUGUAGUUGAAUUCGACAAAAACUUUUGGAGUUCUAAAAUGGAAACUCAGUUAGAAACAUUUUAUAAGGAAUGUCUUUUGCCCGAAUUGGUUCAUCCACGGUAUGGCAAACGGCUAUUGAAGUCAGAUAUUUUAGAGCCGAAACACAUUUUAGAGAACAUAAAAAAAAAAAAAGAAUUUAUAGUACCUAUAAUAUAAAUUGUUUUUUUUAUUUUUGUAUGAUUAA
Messenger RNA from Rhopalosiphum padi (bird cherry-oat aphid), 912 nucleotides. RefSeq lists its product as uncharacterized. NCBI's taxonomy places the organism in Eukaryota, Metazoa, Arthropoda, Insecta, Hemiptera, Aphididae. The transcript has 4 exons. The record is from RefSeq and is a predicted model, not a curated record. Bases 123 to 884 code for a protein of 253 amino acids.